AUGGGGAGCUGUUUGAGCAAGAAAAGUGCUUAUUGUUCUUCGCCACUGUCGUCUUCUCCGGUCGGACUCCAAAAACCUCCAGAAAACCUUCAAAAAUGGGAGCCCCAUUUGGAGAAAAAGAAGACGGAAGACGAAAAUGUGGUUAAAAAAGAGAUCUUUGUCAUCAGGCACCGCAAAAGCCACGAGAUUGAGCGGCAGAGGCCGCCGGCCGACGAGGAGAACGGCGAAAACGCGAAGUCCGAUGUCGAUAAGGGUACUAAUGUGGUGGCGGGGAAUGGGAACGCCGUUGUUGGGGCCGCCUCCGUGAGGACUUCGAGCUGCACCAAGGAGGAGGUGGACGCCAUCCUCAUACAGUGCGGCCGCCUCAGCCGGAGCUCCUCCUCCGGUAAGGCCGCCGCCGGCGCCGCCCCGCCGCCGGAGGGCGGCGGGGGUAGAAGGUACUCGGGCUCGAAGAGGAGCUUCGAUUUCGACGCCGAGGGCGCCGGCGGUGGGGAAGCGGCGGCGAGGGAGAGGGAAGACCGUCAGGGGGAGCGGCGCCGCCAGUCCCAUGGGCGGCGGAGGACUCCGAGCAGGGAGAGGGAGCAGCAACAGCAGCGCUCCGGCAGCAGGGAAAGGGGCGGCAGUCGGCGGGUGAGCAGAUCUCCGGGAAGGAGAUCCGAAUCCCCAAUCUCUUCUUCUGCUGCAAAUUCCAAUUCGAAUCAGAAUUCAUCUGCGGCCGGCGCCAGUGCUGGUUGUUCGAGGCCAGGGAAGAUGGUCUCGGUGCCGGCCACGGUGUCCUCUAUGGCUAUGGACAAGAGCCAGGAUGCCGCCGGAGUCGAGACUGGUGCAGCCACGGCCGGCUCUGUUAGAAGGAUCCAAGUGAAGAGGAAUGUGUCCCCACGCACCAGGUCUCCGGCGAGGACGAGGUGUCUGAACGACGGUCAGAAUGCGAAUAUCGGCCCCAACCAGCAGCAGAUAAUGUCACUUAGCCGGAGCAAUUCGAGGAAGGAGCAUUCACCUUACAGGAGAAACCCACUUGCUGAGAUUGACACCAACAUUGUCCCACAGGCUUCGAUCCAGAAGCCAUAUGCCGACAGCAAAACAACCCAAGCGGCCGAGGCCAAAAAUAACAAGAACCUGGAGCCAACUGCACUAGAAACACCAGGGAUCCCGAGCCACGUCUCGCUCGACGCGGUUGCUCCGUCCGGGCCCGAAAACCCGAAACCCCAACCCUUAAUCCGCUCUCGAUCCUCCCGCCUGUCCCGUGACCUAGACACCAUCAACCCCACAAACCCGAACAACUACACAGCCCUCCUUCUAGAAGACAUCCAAAACUUCCACCAAAAGAACAACAACAAUCAACCCGCCUUCUCCCUCCCACCUUGCGUCACCAAGGCCUGCUCGAUUCUCGAGGCUGUUGCAGACCUCAACUCCAGCACAGGCUCCAAUUUCAAGAAGACGAAGGCUGGGGAGGCCAAGGACCCUAUUCUGGAGUCGGAGAUUGUGGCUAAAGACGAUUUGAUGGAGCCGAGCUUUCAUAAGUAUGUUACGGUGAGGAGGGGCUCAUUGGAAGAGGAUGAUGAUGCUGCAGCAGGUGAGGAAGAAUCUUCCGGAAGUAAUAGCUUCGCUGCUGCCAGCGGGAGCCAGUGGCUGAUGUCAUCAUCUUCUGGUUGGGAGCCGAAUUCAGCUGAGUCGACCGACAGGUGGACUUCGUCUUCUUCUUGUUCAAGGUCAGUUGUGAGGCUUGCAGGGUCAGUUGAUGAGAGUGGGAAGAAAGUGGCCAGUGGCGGUAAGAAGAGGGAUUCGGAGAACGGAAUUGAGCGAGGUCGACUGGGCACACGAAGUUCUCACGUGACGGGCAAUAGUUCUGCUGCUUAA
Striga hermonthica is the source of this 1857-nucleotide messenger RNA. The record is from the annotation of a GenBank genome assembly. Lineage: Eukaryota; Viridiplantae; Streptophyta; Magnoliopsida; Lamiales; Orobanchaceae.